CUUGUUUCUGUGCUCUUGUGCAGACGUUCACUGCGUGGUGCAACUCCCACCUGAGGAAGGCCGGCACUCAAAUCGAGAACAUCGAGGAGGACUUCAGAGAUGGGCUCAAACUCAUGCUGCUGCUGGAGGUUAUCUCAGGCGAGCGGUUACCCAAACCGGAGCGAGGCAAGAUGAGGGUCCACAAGAUCAACAACGUGAACAAAGCCUUGGAUUUUAUCGCCAGCAAGGGAGUGAAGCUGGUGUCUAUCGGAGCGGAGGAAAUUGUGGAUGGAAACGCCAAGAUGACCCUGGGGAUGAUCUGGACCAUCAUCCUGCGCUUCGCCAUCCAGGACAUCUCUGUUGAAGAAACUUCAGCGAAGGAAGGUCUUCUUCUGUGGUGCCAGAGGAAGACGGCGCCUUACAAGAACGUCAACGUGCAGAACUUCCACAUCAGCUGGAAGGACGGUCUGGCCUUCAACGCUCUGAUCCACAGACACAGACCUGAUCUCAUCGACUACGACAGCCUCAGAAAGGACGACCCCAUAACCAAUCUGAACAAUGCCUUCGAGGUGGCCGAGAAGCACCUUGACAUCCCCAAGAUGUUGGACGCCGAAGACAUCGUGGGUACUCUGAGGCCGGAUGAGAAGGCCAUCAUGACCUACGUGUCCUGCUUCUAUCACGCCUUCUCUGGAGCCCAGAAGGCCGAGACGGCAGCCAAUCGUAUCUGCAAAGUUCUGGCCGUCAACCAGGAGAAUGAACAGAUGAUGGAGGACUACGAGAAGCUGGCGAGUGACCUGCUGGAGUGGAUCCGUCGGACGAUCCCCUGGCUGGAGAACCGAACCCAGGAGAAGACUGUAAACGACAUGCAGGCCAAGCAGGAGGACUUCAGAGACUACCGCCGAGUCCACAAACCACCCAAGGUCCAGGAGAAAUGUCAGCUAGAGAUCAGCUUCAACACUCUGCAGACGAAGCUGAGGCUCAGCAACAGACCGGCCUUCAUGCCGUCAGAAGGACGCAUGGUGUCUGACAUCAACACGGCGUGGCACAAUCUGGAAGGAGCGGAGAAGGGCUACGAGGAGUGGAUCCUCAGCGAGAUCAGACGUCUGGAGAGACUGGAGCACCUGGCUGAGAAGUUCCACCAGAAGGCCGCCAUCCACGAGUCCUGGACCGACGGUAAAGAGGCCAUGCUGACCCAGAAAGACUACGAGACCUCCACCUUGUCAGAAGUGAAGGCUUUGCUACGGAAACACGAGGCGUUCGAGAGCGACCUUGCAGCCCACCAGGACCGCGUGGAGCAGAUCGCCGCCAUCGCUCAGGAACUCAAUGAACUGGACUACUAUGACGCCGCCAGCGUCAACGCUCGCUGCUCCAAGAUCUGUGAUCAGUGGGACAACCUGGGAGCCCUCACCCACAGCCGCAAGGACUCACUGGAGAGGACAGAGAAGCAGCUGGAGUCGAUAGAUGAACUCUACCUGGAGUACGCCAAGAGGGCGGCGCCGUUCAACAACUGGAUGGAGGGCGCCAUGGAGGACCUGCAGGACAUGUUCAUCGUCCACAAUAUUGACGAAAUCCAGGGUCUGAUCACGGCCCACGAGCAGUUCAAAGAAACUCUACCAGAGGCCAACAAGGAGCGCGAGGCCAUCCAGUCCAUCCAAGCCGAGGUGCAGAAGAUUGCUCAGAGUAACGGCAUCAAGCUGAGCGGAGGGAACCCUUACACCUCCAUCACCCCCCAGAGCAUUGACAACAAAUGGGAGAAGGCGAUGGCCAUGGUGCCACAGCGAGACAAAGCCCUGCAGGAGGAGCUGAACAAACAGAACUCCAACGACACCCUGAGAGCCACGUUCGCCACUCAGGCCAACGCCGUCGGUGCCUACAUACAGGCCAAGAUGGAGGAAAUUGGCAGGAUAUCCAUCGAGAUGAACGGCACUCUGGAGGACCAGCUGACCCACCUGAGGGAGUACCAGCAGAACAUCAUGUCCUACAUGCCUGAAAUCAACAAGCUGGAGGCGGACCAUCAGCACAUCCAGGAGGCCCUCAUCUUCGACAACAAGUACACGUCUUACACGAUGGAGCACCUCCGUGUGGGCUGGGAGCAGCUGCUGACCACCAUCGCCAGGACCAUCAACGAGGUGGAGAACCAGAUCCUGACGCGUGACGCCAAAGGCAUCAGCCAGGAGCAGCUCUACGAGUACCGCGCCUCCUUCAACCACUUCGACAAGAACCACAGCGGCGCCCUGAACAACGAGGAGUUCAAGGCCUGUCUGAUCAGUCUGGGCUACGAUGUGGAGAACGACAAGCAGAAGCGGUCGGGACAGAUGGUUUCGGAUGAUUUCCGGGCUCUGCUCAUUUCGACAGGAAACAGCCUGGGCGACAGCGAGUUUAACCGCAUCAUGGGCCUCGUGGACCCUAACUCCACCGGCUCCGUCACCUUCCAGGCCUUCAUCGACUUCAUGUCCAGGGAAACGACCGACACGGACACGGCCGAUCAGGUCAUCGCCUCCUUCAAGAUCCUGGCUGGAGAUAAGAACUACAUCACAGCAGACGAGCUGCGGCGGGAGCUGCCCCCCGACCAGGCCGAGUACUGCAUCGCCCGCAUGGCGCCCUACUCUGGACCCGACGCUGUCCCCGGAGCCCUGGACUACAUGUCCUUCUCCACCGCCCUGUACGGAGAGAGCGACCUGUAGAGGAGGAGGAGGUGCAGAGAGUCAAGCAUUGUGUUGUUAGGUGCCCCUGAAUGUGCCCGUUUAAAAACAUUGAGGAUAUUUUUACAACCUGCAGCGAGUUGAUUCUGUUGCUCCGUU
This is a messenger RNA of Austrofundulus limnaeus, 2780 nucleotides long. Its product is annotated as alpha-actinin-4. Gene Ontology annotation, molecular function: calcium ion binding; protein binding. Bases 114 to 2663 code for a protein of 849 amino acids. The transcript has 22 exons. Lineage: Eukaryota; Metazoa; Chordata; Actinopteri; Cyprinodontiformes; Rivulidae. The record is from RefSeq and is a predicted model, not a curated record.